AAAUCGACAUGAUUAAACUAUGCUUUUCACGUGCUGAAUGUAUCAUGAUGAUAGUUUCAAUGUUGUUUGUCUUUUACUAGCAACUGAUUAUAACGUCCUCUGCAGAUAGUCAGACGUUCGCACAUCAUUCAAGUGGAAGAUUUACAAAAUAAGAUUCAAAAGUUUGGAGAAUUCUACAUAUUUUGCCGUAUAUUUUACUAGCCUUCUGAUUAUCAGUUUGUUUGAUUUAUCACGUGGACGAAAUAAUGUCUGUCGUGGGUUUUGACGUUGGAAAUUUGACCUGUUUCAUCGCCGUGGCAAAGCAGGGCGGAAUUGAGACAGUAGCAAAUGAGUAUUCUCAAAGAAGCACUCCUUCUUACGUUGGUUUUACAGACAAGGUGAGAUUAGUGGGACUUGAUGCAAAGAAUAUCCAACUGACAGGCUCCAACUUCAAAAACAUCGUGUUCAAUUUCAAAAGACUCCUCGGCAGAAAAGCCUCGGAUCCCUUCGUGAAAGACUAUUGCCAGCACUUACCGUAUAAGAUCGUACCGGUCGGCGAUAAUGACGAAGUUGGAGUGAAGUUGAAAUAUCAAGGAAAUGAAGUUACGGUCACUGUUACGCAGAUCAUGGCUGCUCUUCUGGUGAAGUUGAAGACGAUCGCAGAAAAUGCUUUGAUGAAGCGUGUAGUAGACUGUGUGAUUUCGGUGCCCACUUUUUAUACUGAUAUCGAGAGACGAGCGCUGCUAGAUGCUUCAAGAAUAGCUGAGUUGAAUUGUCUGCGUCUAAUGAAUGACACUACGGCGACUGCUUUGUGCUAUGGCUUUUACAAGAAAGAGUUGCCUCUACCCACGGAGGCUGCGAGGAAUGUGGUUUUCGUGGACUUCGGGCACUCGUCAUUACAAGUUAGUGCAGUGGCCUUUAACAAGGGCUCAAUCAAGGUGCUGGCCACUGUAAGCGAAGUGUGUGUCGGAGGAAAGACCAUUGAUCAGAUGAUAACCACUGCAAUUUCAGAAUCGUUCGAGCAGAAAUACAAAAUCCAGCCAAUGAGCCAGGUGCGACCCUUUUUGAAACUGACAGGCGAAUGCGAGAAACUGAAAGUACUCAUGAGUGCAAAUAAACAGAAGCUCCCACUAUCCAUAGAAUGUUUCAUGGAUGACAUUGAUGUGAGCGGGGGCAUGUCUCGCGAUGAAAUGGAAGAGAUAUGCAGGCCUAUCUUUGAAAAAAUUCGAAUCAAGUUGAAGGAAAUAAUGAAGUAUGCUGGACUCGAAGCAAAUCAAUUGCACUCAGUAGAAGUUGUGGGUGGAUCAAGUCGAGUGGCGCUUUUCAAAAGUAUAGUACAGGAGGUUUUUGGCAUGGAACCAAGUACGACUUUGAACGCAGAUGAGUCAGUAGCGCGAGGGUGCGCUUUGCAAUGUGCAAUGCUCUCCAGUGCAUCCCAGGUGCAGCAUAAAUGGAACAUCACAGAUGUUUGCCAGUAUCCGAUUACUUUGAAAUGGAAACCCGUCUCUGAGAAGGACGGCAUGAUUGAAGUUUUCCCCUACUUGCAUUUGUAUCCUGCGACUAAGAUGCUCACCUUCUACAGGAAGGAUACAUUUGAUAUAGAAGCUAUGUAUUCUUACCCUAACUACGUACCUUACAGUAACCCGUACAUAGGAAGUUUCACGAUUCAUGACGUGAAUCCCGCGCCUGAUGGAUCUCCUUCCAAGGUCAAAGUCAAGUUGCACCUGAAUAAACAUGGCAUCUUCAAUGUAAACGAAGCAGUAUGUGUCGAAAAGGUUGACGAGAAAGAAGAACAACAAGCUGCAAGCCCAACGAAAGCGGAAACGGUUGAGGAGCAAAAUGGAGAAGAGAAUCCAGUGAAAGACGAGUCGAUGACGAAUGGGGAAGCGAAGGAAGACCAGGCUAUGGAUGGUAAUGGAGAUCCGACUGCUGAUCCAGAACAGCCCAAGGAACCCCAAACUGCCAACGAACAAGUCUCGAGAAAGAAGACCAAGGUCAGAAAUGUGAGUCUCCCCGUAAAGCAUAACGUUGCAUCAAUGAACUCAGACAAGCUCAACGAGUUGAAAUCUGUUGAGUCAACUUUCCAGGCCACAAUUUUGAUCGAAAAAGAGAAGGCUGAUUCCAAAAAUGCUUUGGAAGAGUAUAUACUUGAUCUAAGAAGACAGAUCGACGAGGAGCUGAGCGAAUAUAUUAAAGAAAGCGCUGCCGACGAUUUGAAGUCGUUAUUGUUCCGAGCAGAAGAUUGGCUAUUUGAGGAAGGCGAAAAUGUCGAUAAAACGGUAUACAUGAAAAAGUUGGAAGAGAUGAGAAAAUUGGGAAAUCCUGUGAUUACAAGAAAGAUAGAGUUCGAAACUCGGCCGACAGUUUUGGAAAAGUUGGGUUCUAGAAUUCAGCAUUAUAACAAAAUUCUGGAUAAGUACGCACAUAAAGCACCUGAAUAUGAGCAUAUAAGCGAGGAAGACAUGAAGAAAGUCAAAAAGACAGUGGAUGCAAAAACCAAAUGGUUCGAAGACGCUUGUAACAAGUUGGGAAAACUUGAAAAACAUCAGGAUCCUCCUAUUCUGGUGUCGGCAAUCAACGAGGAGUGUCGAAAUCUAGACAGCUCGUGCCAUUCCAUUGUGACGAAGCCGAAACCAAAAGUGGAGCCGCCUGCCCCACCUCCGACAGAACAUCCUGCGAACGACGAAGCCGACGGCAAAACAGCCGACGCUCCACCGAACGAAGGACCAAAGAGUCCGGCAGAUGGCGGCGAAGCGAUGGAAGUGGACGGAAAUGGUCAGGCAGGUGCACCGAGUUACGAAAACGAAGUCGACUGAAAUACUCAAAAUUGGAUGUAUAUUUUCUAAACACUGGAAUUGAACAAUUGAGCAUUGAGAACUUUUUCUGAUGUUGCAAACCGCGAGAGAUCUACUUUUUGAUUAUUAUAUUUUCACCUAUCAAACAAACAAGAAAUUUCAAUACGUUUAUCACAUUCUUGCAAAAUAGAAUGCUUUCUGUAAAAGAAAAAUUAGUUAUUGUCUGUUCAAAGCUAUAUUUUAAUUGAUUUAAGAGUUACUGGUUGCAACGAACGCAUGACUCAUGAACUCAAGACAUUAACUAAUGAAGAGAUUAUUGGCAGAGACGUGUGUUCACAUUAAGUCUGAAGUUAAAAUUUUGUCGCUGAUGUAAAGUUAUAUGUUAAAUACCAUGUAUGAACAACUGUUUCUUAUAUUGCUGCGCAAUUAUAAUUUAAUGUUUCAAACCA
Messenger RNA from Symsagittifera roscoffensis, 3223 nucleotides. RefSeq names its product heat shock 70 kDa protein 4-like. Gene Ontology annotation, biological process: protein folding. The record is from RefSeq and is a predicted model, not a curated record. NCBI's taxonomy places the organism in Eukaryota, Metazoa, Xenacoelomorpha, Acoela, Convolutidae. The transcript has 2 exons. Gene Ontology annotation, cellular component: cytosol; nucleus. The coding region runs from base 246 to 2795 and encodes 849 amino acids. Gene Ontology annotation, molecular function: ATP binding; ATP-dependent protein folding chaperone.